Molecule: messenger RNA, 3056 nt
Organism: Elgaria multicarinata webbii
Lineage: Eukaryota; Metazoa; Chordata; Lepidosauria; Squamata; Anguidae
Gene: MGAT4B
Product: alpha-1,3-mannosyl-glycoprotein 4-beta-N-acetylglucosaminyltransferase B
Exons: 15
Coding region: 343-1983 (546 amino acids)
Biological process (GO): protein N-linked glycosylation
Cellular component (GO): Golgi stack; endoplasmic reticulum-Golgi intermediate compartment; endoplasmic reticulum
Molecular function (GO): acetylglucosaminyltransferase activity
Source: RefSeq, a predicted model, not a curated record
UUCCUCGGCGGCGGCGGCGGCGGCACAGCAGCCCCCUCUGUGCUCCAGGCCCGGGGAAAGGCAAACGGCGACGAGAGCAGCCCCUGCUGCCCGCUGGAGCCGGCGGCCCGGUGGGGCGCGGCCAGUGCAUGAGGGCAGCGGGCGGAGGCGCAGGAGAAGAAGAAGAAGGCGGAGGCGGGGGAGGCGGCGGCGGAGGCGGUGGUGAGUCCCUCCCGCCCGCCUGGGCACGGGCAGCCCCUGCCGCCUCCGCUCCUCGCCGGGGCCCGGGAGGCUGAGGCCGCCGCGACGCGCCCGGGACAUGCGGCCUCUCCAGCCGCAGCCAUCGCCGAGGAGACGGAGGACAUGAGGCUCCGCAAUGGCACCUUCCUCACGCUGCUGCUCGGCUGCCUCUGCGCGCUCUUCUCGCUCUCCUGGUACGGGGCCUUCGGCGGGCACAAAGGUGACGUUGUGGAUAUCUAUCAGCGAGAGUUCCUAGCGCUAAGGGACCGCUUGCACGCUGCAGAACAAGAGAGCCUCAAGCGAUCUAAGGAGUUGAACCUAGUCCUAGAUGAAAUAAAGCGAGCCAUCUCGGAGAAGCAGGCCCUGCGGGAUAUAAACCGGACGUGGAGCAGCUUAUCUGAUGAAACAAAACUGAAACUGUGGAACAUCACUAACAAGAAUGUGCUGCAUCUUCCCACCAUCUUUCACCAUUUGCCACAUUUGCUGUCAAAGGAGAACAGCCUGCAGCCGGCUGUACACGUGGGACAGGGGCGCACUGGAGUAUCAAUAGUCAUGGGGAUUCCUAGUGUCAAGCGAGAGGUGCAUUCCUACCUGACAGACACCCUAAACUCUCUGAUCUCGGAGCUCAACCAGCAAGAGAAGGAAGACUCUGUCAUUGUUGUCAUGAUUGCUGAGACAGAUCCACAGUAUACAACAGGAGUGGCAGAAAAUAUCAAAAGCCUGUUCCCCAAUGAAAUACAUUCUGGUCUUCUAGAAGUUAUUUCCCCUUCCCCACAUUUCUAUCCAGACUUCUCCCGCCUCCGAGAAUCUUUUGGUGACCCCAAAGAAAGAGUCAGGUGGAGGACUAAACAGAACCUAGAUUACUGCUUUUUAAUGAUGUAUGCUCAGUCCAAAGGCAUCUAUUAUGUUCAGCUGGAAGACGAUAUUGUAGCGAAACCAAACUAUCUCAGCACAAUGAAGAACUUUGCUCUGCAACAACCAUCUGAGGAAUGGAUGAUUUUGGAGUUCUCACAGCUUGGGUUCAUUGGGAAGAUGUUCAAGUCACUGGAUCUCAGUCUGAUUGUGGAAUUUAUACUCAUGUUCUAUAAAGACAAACCCAUUGAUUGGCUCCUCGACCACAUCCUCUGGGUAAAAGUCUGCAACCCAGAAAAAGAUGCAAAACAUUGUGACAGACAGAAGGCAAACCUGAGGAUCCGCUUCAAGCCCUCCCUCUUCCAACAUGUAGGAACCCACUCCUCCCUGGCUGGGAAAAUCCAGAAGCUGAAAGACAAAGAUUUUGGAAAGCAAGCUCUUCGAAAAGAGCACGUUAACCCUCCUGCAGAAGUGAGCACCAGCCUGAAAACCUACCAGCACUUCUCUUUGGAGAAAGCUUAUCUGAGAGAAGAUUUCUUUUGGGCAUUUACCCCCACAGCAGGUGACUUCAUCCGCUUCCGCUUCUUCAAGCCACUCCGCAUUGAACGGUUUUUCUUCCGCAGUGGCAACAUUGAACACCCUGAAGACAAACUCUUCAAUACAACAGUGGAAGUUUUACCCUUUGAUAGUCUCCAGUCAGAUAAGGAAGCCCUGCAGGAGGGGAGAGCAACAGCAUUCAAGUACCACAGGACAUCUGACGGCUACAUACAGAUAGGCUCCUUUUCAAAGGGCAUUGCUGAAGGAGAAGUGGACCCUUCCUUUGGGCCUCUAGAAGCAAUACGGCUGACCAUCCAGACCGACUCUCCUGUAUGGAUCAUCUUGAGUGAGAUAUUCCUGAAGAAAGCCGACUGAACUUUAAGACAGAUGAUGUGACGCACAACGUGGCCAUUCGCUCUUCCCCUCUUCUUCCUCUCGUCCAUGAAACUGCAGGCAUGGCAGCUUAGGAGCUGUCCACUCACGACGUGGAGAGGUGUGCUGGGAAGGGCACCUGCUGCUCCAAGAACAGGGAGAAAAAGCUGGCGGUGACACUGGGCAGGGCCUUGGUGUUUCCUGACCACUUGACUAGGAGAAGAGAAGCAUUUUCCACGCAUAGGGUGCUGGACUGAAUUAAAAGAAGCGGCACCGAUGCUGGCCGAUCUUGUAUCCAGCUGCUUUGGCAGCUGCAGAGAGAGAACCAUGGAGACAAACUUUCCAUGUAAAAAACUUCUUCGUUUUGUUCCCUUGAGCAAGGACCACAUUGUUCCCACACCUCUUCCUUCCCCCCCCCCCCACUAUCCCGGGUGUUGAUGCCUGAAUGUAUCAUUAAAGGGUGCAUUUAGAAAUACGGGUUUAAGGAGUGUGAAGGCGAAGCAAGAAAGCAACGUGACCACGUCACCCUUAUGAUCUGCGGAGAAGGACUGAAGUGUGUUGGGAGAAAAGCCGACCCCACGUCCGGCCCCUCCAGACCCUCUCAGAGGAUUAAAUAUGGAGGGUAACUGGUCUGGAGCAGAAAAAAAGAAAAAGAGGGUGAUGUGUGGAGAAUGGCAGGGAAAUAAUGAUACCACACUGUGCCUGCCAGGGUUGUACAGGCCCCCUUCAUACAAUACGGAUCAUGUUGAAGUCUCCAGUGUCUUCAUGCCUUGAGAAUGAGUGCAAAGUCCAUCCUUUUAAAUCCAUAUCUGUUAUUUACUGGUUGGUGUGAAUUUUGAAGAAAAAAACCCCAUUUAGGCCAGUUCUCAAAAACGUAGGGAUUAGAGUGUAAUUUAAAACAAAAACAAAAACCCAAUGUCUCUAGCUAUACACUGGAAUGCAUUAUACUACUUUAAUGUGCUGUAUUUUUUAUUAUUGGAUACAUUUGAUUUUUUUCAAGUAUAUCUAUAUAAAAUAUAAAUAUAAAUAUAUAUAAAUAUAUAUAUUAAAAUGUGCACUGUAAAAUUUUAAUUCCA